UCACUCGCAGGCAAGACGCUUUGCGUCGCUCCUCCGUUCUCCCCCGAUCGGCGACAUUUCCAGCAAUCCGGUCGUAACGCGAGCUGCGCGCGACGCGACGCAACCGCCCAUCCCCUGCGGCAGGCCGGCAGUCCACUACCUCCUCCCACCCCCCUCCCUCGGGCUCCCCCGAUCCAAUCCGUCCCCGCCACCAGCGCGGCCGCCGCGACGGGGCCCGACGCCCGGCCGAUCUCCCGCCACCGCCAGCGGCCCCGGUGAGUGAGCCCGCCCCACCACGAUCGGUUCCAUUGACCGGCCCGCGGUUUGUUUCACCCUUCGCCCUCCCCAUUCCUUCGGGACUCUGCUGGGUGGUGUGCGGGCGCUCGGCUGGUGUAUCCGCGACGUGGAUCGCCGCCUGCGCUUGUCUCGGGCACGGAAUGGUUUGACCGGACGUGAGGCGUGGUCAGUGGUUAGUGCUCGCUGGAUGCCGGGAAUCUGAAAAUGAUACGGUUUUAGAUGUAAGGGAUAAGGCGCAGCGUCCAUAACAGCAGCAACCAUAAAUUCAUAAUUCGGCCGUAUUGCGAAUCUGUUGAUGGCCUGCGCUUUCUUCCUUCCGUAUUUGAUUAGCGAGAUGCUCACAUAUGUUUUACCAUUGCCUACCACAAACACUUCUAUAGUUCUAUGAUGAGUGCUAUUGGUGUGCCACCCAUGGAAUUUGUUGACUCGUCUGAAACAGCUAUUGCUAUCGUAGCUUUCAAUGCAGUUGCCUUUAAGUGUUGUUAAAGAGACGUAGAAUGCAUCUUGGAUGCUUUGUUGUCUGUAUAUGUUCGACAAAGUUGAUUUUAGGCAUGAAUACUAAAUUUGCCUCACUUGCUUGAUAUAAAUAUUUUUUAUUGGCCAAACAAGAGCCAGAUUACUUUCAGGUGGGUGCUUUUCCCUUUGUUGAUUUCGUAAACUAAGAACUGAGGGAGAUUUUCCGCAAAACAUACACAUCUGGGUUUUAGACAUUGAAAAUGAGAUGACACAGCCAUGCUCAAAAUGAAUUUGUUUGCACCAUGGAGGAUUCAUAAUCCUAUUGGCACUAUUUGAAUGGCCCUUAUCACACUUACAGCUCAGUUGUUUUAUGAGGAAUGUAAUGUACAAGGUUCUUCCUGGAAAGGUAUGAUCCUGGCAUUUCCUUGAGAAAAGGAGCAAGUGAGCAAAAAUGGCCUCGAGGGCUAUCAUCAGGAGGCGGAAGGACAUUCUCCAGCACACUAAUGUGCCUAUUUUAUCCUCAGCAUCCACUAGCACAACUGGGCAAGGAAAAUUUGGAUGUGAGGUUGAUCAGAGAUAUGAAUGUUUGUUUUCAGAGGACAGCUUAGCUCAUUCUAAUCAUGCUAAGGUGCAGCAUACUUUGAGUAAGCAAAAUCUUUAUGGCCUCAGUAGUGGUUUCACAUGUCGUCCAACUUUUGGGGUUUCUCCUCCCGGUUAUGGCUCUAGAGCACAAAACUUUGUGUUCCCCUUGGGAGUCAGGUGUUUCCUGCAGUCAGUCCGCACCACAUCAAACACAACUGGGCAACCUCAAGUUAGUAUUAUGGGCAAGCAGAGUGAGGAUGAUAAGGAAAAGCAACAAAAAAAGGAGGCGUCCCCGGAAGAAUGUGAUCAGGCAGUGGAAGGAUUAAGAACUGCAAAAGCAAAGGCAAAAGCUAAGCUGGAGGAAGUGCAAAAGACUGACCAAUCAAUCAUACAGAAGUUCUGGGCAAAGCUUCUGGGUAUUGGUCCUGCUUUGCGACUUAUUGCUUCAAUGAGCAGAGCUGAUUGGGCUGCAAAUUUGAAGCAUUGGAAGGAUGAAUUUGUUUCUACACUGCAGCAUUAUUGGCUGGGCACUAAGCUACUCUGGGCAGAUGUUAGAAUAUCAUCAAGACUGUUAGUGAAACUUGCUAGUGGAAAAAGCCUUACAAGGCGAGAGAGGCAACAGCUCACACGUACAACAGCAGAUCUGUUCAGGCUAGUACCUUUUGCUGUGUUUAUUAUUGUUCCGUUCAUGGAACUCUUGCUGCCAGUGUUCCUCAAGUUGUUCCCAAACAUGCUGCCAUCCACUUUCCAGGACAAGAUGAAAGAAGAGGAGGCACUAAAAAGGAAACUGAAAGCAAGGAUGGAAUGUGCAAAAUUUUUACAAGACACUGCUAAAGAAAUGGCAAAGGAAGUUCAAACAUCACGUAGUGGAGAAAUGAAACAGACCGCUGAAGAUCUGGAUGAGUUCUUGAAUAAGGUUAGGAAAGGUGGGCAUGUCUCCAAUGAAGAAAUUUUGAACUUUGCAAAGCUAUUUAAUGACGAGCUGACUUUGGAUAACAUGAGCAGACCUCGGCUGGUAAAUAUGUGUAAAUACAUGGGGAUCCAACCUUUUGGUACAGACCACUACUUGCGAUUCAUGCUUCGGAAGAAGCUACAAGACAUUAAGAAUGAUGACAAGAUGAUUCAAGCUGAGGGUGUGGAGUCUCUUUCUGAAUAUGAGCUUCGACAAGCUUGUCGUGAACGUGGCCACCUUGGUUUGUUGUCAACAGAGGAGAUGCGCCAACAGCUUAGAGACUGGUUGGAUCUAUCACUCAAUCAUUCUGUGCCGUCAUCUCUUCUAAUACUCUCGAGAGCUUUUACCGUGUCUGGGAGAAUGAAACCUGAGGAGGCUGUUGUAGCAACCUUAUCUUCUCUGCCAGAUGAAGUUGUCGAUACAGUUGGGACUGUACUGCCUUCUGAGGAUUCUGUUUCAGAGAGGAAAAGAAAAUUAGAAUUUCUGGAGAUGCAAGAGGAACUUAUCAAGGAAGAGGAGAAAAAGAAAGAGAAAGAAGAGAAGGCAAAACUGGAGGAGCCAAAGGCUAUUGAAGAAGAUUUGGCUCUGAAGGAAAUGACCGAGCCUACUGCUAGGGAGGAAGAGGAACUAAAGAAAGCAAAAAUGCAUGACAAGAAAGAGCAGCUUUGUAAUAUCAGUCAAGCAUUGGCUGUGCUUGCAUCUGCUUCAUCUGUUACCAAGGAGCGCCAGGAGUUUUUAAGCCUUGUGAACAAGGAGAUAGAACUAUAUAACAACAUGCUUGCAAAGGAGGGUACAGAUGGUGAAGAAGAAGCCAGGAGAGCAUACAGGGCUGCUAGGGAGGAAUCAGACCAUGCUGCAGAAGCAGCAGUAGGGGAAAAGGUCUCUUCAGCAUUGGUAGAUAGGGUUGAUGCUAUGCUUCAAAAGUUAGAAAAGGAGAUUGAUGAUGUUGAUGCUCGAAUUGGCAAUCGCUGGCAGCUGCUGGAUAGGGACCGCGAUGGCAAAGUGACUCCUGAAGAGGUAACAGCAGCAGCAAAUUAUCUCAAAGACACCAUAGGGACGGAGGGUGUCCAAGAGCUUAUCAGCAAUCUUUCCAAAGACAACGAGGGGAAUAUCCUUGUGGAAGACAUUGUGAAGCUGGCAUCACAAACAGAGGAAAACAAUGAUCAUGAAGAAGCGCCACGAUGAUGUGAACAGCAGUCACAUUCUUGGCUGUUAGAACUCAGCGGUCCACUCAUUUCGAGGGAACUUAACCCAGUGAGCUCAUCUGCUCGUGGUUCCAUUCGUAGAUCAAAAGGCAGGACGGUCAUUCUUUUUGUUCCGACUGGCUGCUGCGGAGAAAGUUUUGUCCAGUAGCAUAGCUUGCUGUUACUGUCUGGCAUUACAUCCAUACAGUUUUUUUUAUAUUAACAUACAUUCACAGUUAGCACCGGUGCUCCCGAUCACCAGGUGAAGUUUAAAACCGAGGUAAAAUGGCAACUGAAAUUUAGAACAGUUGCCCUGGAAAUGGGAAUAAGCUAGUGGAGCGGUCCGAUCUUUUUCUCUGUAAUAUGAAUAAAAGUAUAUGCACUGAAUAAGCUUAACUUUAUUGCUUUUUGAAUGAGAAUGGAUUAGUUUUGCAGUCUCA
This is a messenger RNA of Setaria italica (foxtail millet), 3890 nucleotides long. Its product is annotated as mitochondrial proton/calcium exchanger protein. Bases 1184 to 3451 code for a protein of 755 amino acids. The transcript is spliced from 16 exons. NCBI's taxonomy places the organism in Eukaryota, Viridiplantae, Streptophyta, Magnoliopsida, Poales, Poaceae. Gene Ontology annotation, cellular component: mitochondrial inner membrane. Gene Ontology annotation, molecular function: calcium ion binding; ribosome binding. The record is from RefSeq and is a predicted model, not a curated record. Gene Ontology annotation, biological process: intracellular monoatomic cation homeostasis.